This is a messenger RNA of Penicillium macrosclerotiorum, 996 nucleotides long. Its product is annotated as chitin synthase export chaperone. The transcript has 3 exons. The record is from RefSeq and is a predicted model, not a curated record. Bases 1 to 996 code for a protein of 331 amino acids. Gene Ontology annotation, cellular component: endoplasmic reticulum membrane. NCBI's taxonomy places the organism in Eukaryota, Fungi, Ascomycota, Eurotiomycetes, Eurotiales, Aspergillaceae. Gene Ontology annotation, biological process: protein folding.
AUGGGAUUCGGUCAAUUCGACUCGAUAUGUGAGAAGGUGCCGCUGCCGUUGUGCUCCCUGGUGGGCCCAGCGUCCUCCAUCUCCGGCUCUACAGGCAUCAUCUCCAACUGUUAUGCGCGCAAUAUCGAAGUCGCGAAUACCAUGAUCUUCGAGGGUGCAGCCUCAUUCAUGCACAUUAUUGCGCUUGGCAUGACGGUGAUCAUGAUCCUGCAUAUCAGGUCCAAAUUCACCGCUGUUGGUCGCAAGGAAAUUAUCACCUUCUUUUACCUCUUCCUCGCUCUCACUAUCUGCUCACUGAUCAUCGACGCGGGUGUUGUUCCCCCUAGGAGCGGUCCGUUCCCGUACUUUGUGGCUGUACAGAGCGGAUUGAUAUCGGCCCUUUGUGCGUGCUUACUUGUCAAUGGAUUUGUUGGCUUCCAGCUGUACGAGGAUGGCACGGCCCUCUCUGUCUGGCUGAUCCGAAUCCCAUCCGUGGCCAUGUUUGCUAUGACUUUUGUGAUUGCGCUGCUGACUUUCAAGUCAUGGGGCGGACUGGGACCGGAGAACACAGUCGGCCUAUUCAUUGUGCUUUACCUUUUGAAUGCUAUCGCUGUCGCUGUCUACAUUGUGAUGCAACUUCUGCUAGUUGUUAACACUCUGGAUGACCGCUGGCCUCUGGGUCACAUUUCCUUCGGUGUGCUGGUAUUUAUUAUCGGCCAAGUUCUUCUCUAUGCAUUCAGUGAUACUAUCUGCAACAACGUGCAACACUACGUGGACGGACUCUUUUUCGCUACAUUUUGCAACCUGCUUGCCGUAAUGAUGGUUUACAAGUUCUGGGACUCGAUCACCAAGGAAGAUCUCGAGUUCUCGGUGGGUGUCAAGCCGAACACAUGGGAAGUGAAGGAGCUAUUGCCGGAAGAAGAUCGCCGACAGACGGUCUACCAGGAUACCAACUCCGAGUAUGCGGGCAGCAUGUACCAUCAUCGCGCGUCGACACACGGCCAUCAUAAUUACUAA